Molecule: messenger RNA, 627 nt
Organism: Mesorhabditis spiculigera
Lineage: Eukaryota; Metazoa; Nematoda; Chromadorea; Rhabditida; Rhabditidae
Source: the annotation of a GenBank genome assembly
AUGCUGGAACUGUGUCUCCUCGGACUGUACAUCCAGAGGGCCUGGCGCCAGUUUGCAAAGAAUAAGAGGCAGCUGGACAGCUACGUAACGAAACAAUGGGAAAUCGAGCCGGCAUUCCUUGUGAUAAAACAGAAGAUCGGACGCGGCGCUUUUGCCAACGUACAUCAUGGGACGUAUUAUGGACCCUUGCCCUGUAUACUUACAAAUACGGAUUUACAGGACCGUUUUCCCGUCGAUCGUAAAGAUGUCGAACUUUCUGAUUUCGGGUUGAGCCGUCAAUCCGACCUGUUCUCCUCCCACGCCGGACACAUCCCCAUCAAGUGGAGCGCACCGGAAGCCAUCGAAUUUGGCAUUUUCUCACAGCAAUCCGAUGUUUGGUCCUUCGGCGUUCUCAUCUGGGAAAUGUACUCCCUUGGCGACCUACCCUACGAAGCCGUAGAACCGAAGCUCAUGCUCGAGUCAUUGAAAAGAGGAUACCGGCUCGAUCCACCGGCAGAGACACCAGAUGCUUUACGCUUGCUGAUGAUCUCGUGUUGGGAGAAUCGGGUCAGCAAUCGACCGUCGCUCGCCACCAUUGUCGCGACGCUACACGCCUAUGUACACGGGGAUUCGGCGAAUUGUGGCUUG